AGCUCCAUUGAUGGACUAACUGAACUGCGAGGGGAAAAGUAAACUUUGACACUGGAUUAACUUCUACGGUCGUGGAAUAACGUUUAUACAAUCAGCUAGUUCAUUUUUUUAAACAACUUUUAUCUGUUUUGAGGUUCCUAACGUUUUUGUUGUUUUUUUUUUAACUCGGGUCAAGUGGUCUUUACGCACACAUUUGCGCAAUGGCAAACUCUUGUCUUCAACUGAGUGGAUUUCUCAUCACCUGCAUCGGCUGGCUGGGCAUCGUGAUUGCGGCAGCCACAAAUGACUGGGUGAUUAUGUGUAAAUACGGUUUGAACACAUGCAAAAAGAUGGAUGAGCUGGAAGCCAAAGGACCCUGGGCGGACUGUGUCAUCUCCACUGGACUCUACCACUGCAUCUCCCUGACGCAGAUCCUCGACCUGCCAGCCUACAUCCAGACGACUCGUGCCCUGAUGAUCACCGGUUCGAUCCUUGGUCUCCCAGCAGUGGGUAUGAUCCUCAUGUCCAUGCCCUGCAUCAGCCUCGGAAAUGAACCCCAGGCCUCCAAAAACAAACGCACCAUCCUGGGAGGAGUGCUUUUUCUCAUAGUUGCACUGUGCGGUAUGGUAUCCACAGUCUGGUUUCCCAUCGGCGCACACCAGCAGCACGGCCUCAUGUCAUUCGGCUUCUCCCUCUACACCGGAUGGGUUGGCUGUAUCUUCUCCCUGCUGGGCGGGUGCAUUCUCACCUGCUGCUCCUCAGAGUCCUCCUCCUCAUCUCACUCCUACCAGGAAAACAAUCGUUUCUACUACUCCAAACAAGGAGGUGGCAACCCGCCAGCAGCAGCCUCCACCAAUCACGCCAAGAGCGCCCACGUCUGAGAGGGGAGAGAUUUCUGAAGAGGACGCCUAGGGGACUGUAGUUUAUGUACAGAGAACUCUACACAAGCACACACAUACAAUCACAGUUAGAAGCAGAGAAGAACAUAAACACACUCAUUCACGUUCAAGAAAAAUACACAAAUCUUGAAUGAGCACACAAUCAUAAAAGAGACAUUCGCACAUACAUACAGACUGGUUUUGUUGGAGCUUUUGGGGAUUGCUUUUCUAUCACAGAGCUCAUUUUUCCACCUCCUCAUGUUAGGCGUGGUGUGGACUCUCCCUGCUGUUAAAUAAUUGUACAAGCUCCUGUGUGCAGGGAAGCCUGAGGUCCCAAUCACCCAAGACAUUAAGGACUGAGAUAUUGAUACAUUUCUUCUAUUUUUCUAUUUAGAUCCUCCUACAGAUGAAAUAUAAUGUGUGUUUUCCUAGUUUGAAAAAUCAUAUAUCAUGGGCUGUUGUUUUGAUAAGAACAGGGUAUGACGUUUGUAUUUCAAAAUGUGUUUAGUAACAUUAUUGAUUUUUCUUUGACAGUAUUGUACAACUCUCUAGUGCAUUUGCCUCUUGACUGACCGACUUGAUUAAAAAACGCAGCAGUUUUUCCCAGUCUCUGCAGGAGGAAGGGGGACAUAAAUAACACAGGAGAGCUUUAGCCAGCCGUGUUACAGUCGGUGUUGGAGCCUUAAAAUGUGCACUGACUUGGCAAAAAUGACAUAUAAGAGAGUUCAAAACCUUACCUUUUGUUGAUUCCUCCCCCAUCUUGGUAGUAUUUUAUAAACCAAUCCAUACAUAUUUCAAAGUGACUAACUUGUGAGUGAAUGCCCUUUAAACUGUAUAAAUAUAUUUCCAUUUAACAUCUUAGUCAAACUUCUUUACAUAGCACAGGUCUGUAGCUGAAGCAAUGUUUGUGUACACAAGAAAAUAUCAGUAUUAUUUUAGCAGUAUUAACUUCUCUUGAAGGAAUGUGAUGACUUGAAUGUUUAAUUUCACAAAAGUGCUCUGAACGGUAAUGGAAAAUGUCCAACUCAGACCCAUGCAGUUCGCAGUAUUAGAUGGUUAUUUAUUGUUUCACUGAUGUGCUUUUCUUUGAUUUUCUAUAAUAAAGACAAAGUGAUUAAAAAGU
Molecule: messenger RNA, 1980 nt
Organism: Eleginops maclovinus (Patagonian blennie)
Lineage: Eukaryota; Metazoa; Chordata; Actinopteri; Perciformes; Eleginopidae
Gene: cldn11a
Product: claudin 11a
Exons: 3
Coding region: 201-860 (219 amino acids)
Biological process (GO): bicellular tight junction assembly; cell adhesion
Cellular component (GO): bicellular tight junction; plasma membrane
Molecular function (GO): structural molecule activity
Source: RefSeq, a predicted model, not a curated record